UGAGGGUAGCCGAGUCUCCCGCGCCCUACCACGCUUGCUGGAGUUGCUGCUAAGACGCUUGUUCCGAGCCCUGGCUGCCAAUAAAGUUCGUUAAAAAAAUCAUAGUCAUUCUUAAAAGAGCGAAGGAGGGCGCGAGCCAGCCGGGCGGCCCCGCCGGGGGAGCUGGCGCCCUGGGAGGAGGAGGAGGAGGAGGUGGUUUUGGCGGUGGCGGCGGCGGUGGCAGCGGUUGCGCCGCGACCAGGAGGAGCCGGUCGUGCCGGGCGGCGAGUCCGCGGCGGGCGGGGGACGAUUUGAGAAGAUCUGAUCACCUGGAUUAAAGUUGGUUCAGAAGCCUUUUCAACUGCAAAAAUGUUGGAGGAAGAUAUGGAAGUGGCCAUCAAGAUGGUGGUUGUAGGGAAUGGAGCAGUUGGAAAAUCAAGUAUGAUUCAGCGAUAUUGCAAAGGCAUUUUUACAAAAGACUACAAGAAAACCAUCGGAGUUGAUUUUUUGGAGCGACAGAUCCAAGUUAAUGAUGAAGAUGUCAGACUGAUGUUGUGGGACACAGCAGGCCAAGAGGAAUUCGAUGCAAUAACAAAGGCCUACUAUCGAGGAGCCCAGGCUUGUGUGCUCGUGUUUUCUACCACAGAUAGGGAAUCUUUUGAAGCCAUUCCCAGCUGGAGAGAGAAAGUAGUAGCUGAAGUUGGAGACAUACCAUCUGUACUUGUGCAGAACAAGAUUGACCUCUUGGAUGAUUCUUGUAUAAAGAAUGAGGAAGCUGAGGCACUGGCAAAAAAGUUAAAGCUAAGAUUCUACAGAACAUCGGUGAAAGAAGAUCUGAAUGUGACUGAAGUUUUUAAAUAUUUGGCUGAAAAAUAUCUUCAAAAACUCAAACAGCAAAUAGCUGAGGAUCCAGAAUUAAUGCAUUCAAGUAGUAACAAAAUUGGUGUCUUUAAUACAUCUAUUGGAAGUCACUCGGGUCAAAAUUCAAGUACCCUUAAUGGUGGAGAUGUCAUCAAUCUUAGACCCAACAAACAGAGGACCAAGAAAAACAGAAAUCCUUUUAGCAGCUGUAGCAUACCCUAAAACAUUUUAGGGAGGAAAAAAAUUGAAUUCUAUUGUGCAAUUCAUUAAGAAAUACAUCCAGCUGUCAUGGUAUGUUACAAGUUUUUUUUUUUUUUUUUUUUUUUUUUUUUUUUAUAGCAGACUUUGCACCUAAUGGCUCUGUGAAAGUUGACAGACUUAAAUAUUGUUCUGCAGUGCUUUUCAGAUGGAGUGAGAUCUUUGGUGGAAAAAUUACUGCCUUGUGGACUCAUUUUAAUUUUUUUUACAUCAGACGAAGCUUCUCCUGUUUUUGAAGGAAUGCUGUAAGAAAUGUCAAAAACAGGUUUUGCUGAAUUUUAAGUGCUGGAAAGCAUAAAUGGAAUGCCUGAAUAUAUUGGUGCAGAUUUUAAUAUUAUUGGUCCAGGAAAGAUAGCAAGCAUUGUAUGUCUGAAAUUGGUCAUAUAGCUUUUCUGGAAAGUAGUAUUGAGUCCAAAUACAUACAAAAAGAUAAUACUGAAUGGUAAACCCUAAGUCUUGCCAGACUGCAUGGGUGUGUAUUUUGGCAAUGUUACUUGAGUGCAAUAUCUGUAUGAUGUAGAAUGUGGAGAUCUGCAUGCAGAUAUCUGGUACUGAAGUAUACUGAAGGGAUGUUCAGUAUGUAAGGAAACAUAGAAUCUAAUUCAUGCAUUCAUAAAAUCAUUUACACAUUGUGUGUAUGUUAAAAGUUUUUAUUUUCAAGUAGGAAAUUCCACACAUAUAUUUUGAAAAAUGAGCUCAGAUUUUAAAAGUGCUUUGUGCCAAAAAUAUCAUACCUAAUUUUUACAGUGCUUUACUAUCAGAAUUUAUAUUGUUUAUAAUAUCUUUAAAAAGCAGUUUUCCUCUCUGACAGGGUAGAUAAAAGAGGAGUAUAAACAUUUUAAUGCUAGAGUAUCUCCCAGGUGAGACUUGUUGCAAACUCUUUCUCCCAUGUGCACCCAUGAGCAGGGGAGCUUGUGCCGGCUGAGCCCUUCCAAAGGUCCAGCGCCCCUGUGGUCGUUCCUGGGGUCCUGUGAAGUGUGCUGGUGCACCUGGCACCUUUUGCUGCUGAGUGAAAAUGCAAUUUUGAACCUGUAAGAUUAUGCUAAUGAUUUUUUUAAAUGCAGAAGAGACGUUCUUUUGUCUUAAUCUGCAUUGCGGAUUUUAUAAUGCCCUGCAACUCUAAAGCAUCUUUUCAUUUACACAUUUUUUGUAUGGUAUUUUAAGAUUAUCACUUAAAAAUUUCUAUAAACUUCAGUUUGUAUAGCACUUUCUCGAGAGCUCUGUCAGCACCAAAUGCAAAAUAAUUUCUUUUAAGAACUGAUUUUCAUAUGUAAUCAUGUGGCAGAGCAUACAUUUUGUGACUUGGGACAGUAACUUUCCAACUAAGAUAAUUGCAUGAACUCUGUUAAAAAGUGAUUAUCAUUCAUCAGUGACUUUGUUUUUAACCCCUUGCUAUAUACCUGGUUUUUACAGGAUUUCAAAACCUGUAAAAAUAACUUUUCUUGGAAAAUGUGUCAUAAAAGUUGUUUUUCAUUAUUUGUACUAAAUGCAUAAUGUAUGUAUUUCCUCUGUAUGUUUUCUCUCUCUCUCUUUAAGUCUUCCAUCUGCACCAUCCUCAUCCCUCUGUCCAGAUUCAUGUUGAGAAAAUAAUAGAAUUUUCUGGGGCAUGUCCUUGCUAAAUGGUCAAGAGUGAAUGUUUGCUUUUCAUAAUAUUGAAACAAUCUGGCAUUAUCUGUUUUAAAGUAAUAUAAAAUGUUCAUUUUUCUGUCACCUGUUGCCUCCACUCCCAUUGCUGGCAGUGGGUUAGGUGUUGGGGGGAAACAACUCCAUUCCUAACAAUGGGUACCUGUUAAUGAUUCCUCUUUCCUUUUCUCCUCUGUUCAAAUACAGUGUCUUUAAUUUUUGCACAAAACAUGCUUCACGGCGAAUAGUUUUGUGGUCUUUAGUAGCCAAAAAAAAAAAAAAAAUGUUAUGUAAUAUGUUGUAGUUCUAUUUCAUAUUAAUUAAAUGUAUGUGGGGAAGAGAUUGCUACUUUUCUAUAUAAAAAAGAUAAUCACUGUUGAUGGUUGAAGUUCCCUGAUAUUUGUAAUACAAUGUUAUGUAUUUAGUUUUGUCCUUUUUUCUUUUUAUAGGAACUGAAGAGAGAUCUUUUGUUAUACAUUUGAAUUUUUAUUUGCACUUGUGUAUUUUAAACCUAACCAUAAUUGGUCAUUUUAAAUAACGAAGUAAGUCUGAAAAUCAGUCACAGGUGAUAUGUUAAGUACUUUCUGAGUUUAAUUCUAAAACCUCCAAAAUUGACGUUAAAUUCCCCCUACCCCCUGCCCCAGACCCUUAAUUCUUUUAAAUUACUUUACUGUUAAUUUGUAAUGAAUAAUGGAUACGAAAGAAAACACUGUGUAAGAUGUUGUUUGUGCAGUUUGUGCCCUCCCGUACUUUGCUACAUGCUGGCUGGGGUUUAGUAUCCAGGGAGAGCUGUGAGGUAGCUGCCAUAUUGCCUGGCCCCCCGGCUCUCCUUUCCUCUCUCAGUCCGCCUAGCGAAUUAAAUAGCUCACGCUGUAGCCCAGAUAAGGCAGUAUCUGGUUGACCCUUGAACAACGCCAGUUUGAGCUACACGGGUCCACUUAUAUGUGGAUUUUUUAUAGCACUGUAAAUGUAUUUUCUCUUCCUUAUGGUUUUCUUAAUGACAUUUUCUUUUCUCUGGCUUACUUUAUGGUAAGAAUACAGUAUAUAAUACAUACAACAUACAGAAUAUUUGUUAAUGGACAGCUUAUGUUAUCGGUAGGCUCUUAGUUAAGUUUUGGGGGAGUCAAAAGUUAUACUUGGAUUUUCCACUGUGCGGGGGGUCGGUGCCCCUAAUCCCUGCGUUGUUCAAGGAUCAACUGUAUUUUAGCAUUAUUAGUGCCAUAAGAUGGAAUUCAGUGCCAUUGAUUUAGUACUGUCAGGUGGGAACUGUACAAAGUACCUUGCAAACAAUAAUUUAAGCUUUACAACAAUUCUGUGGAGGUGAGUAUUAUUAUUCUUUCCCUUCCUUUUUGAAAGAGGAGGAGAAUGAAGAACUGAGAUAAGUUUGUCAAAGUCACAUAUUCGAUAGCGACAAAGCCAUUUUCUAUCCCAUUUUGUAACUAUUAUGUUUAUGCAGCCCAGACAUAAAAAGAUGUGCUAUCUUCCAUUAUACUUUACAGCCUAAUAUAUAUGAGUGGAUUUGAUACUGCUUUAUAUAUGCAGUUAUAUUUUAUGGAGGAAUUACUACUGCUAAGAACAUUUUCAGCUUACAAAUGUUCUAAUGUAAUAUUGAUUUCUUAUUCGAUGCAUUUGUUUUAAAGAGAGAAUUAAAAUAAUAAAGAAUAACUAUUUUUCAAUCAAAAGUCUAAUUUCUCAUCUAAAAUUACAGGGAGGGAAGUAUCCCAAAAGACUGAUUUAAUCAUAUUUUAGUGUAUAUUUGAUAGCUUCAUCCAAAAAAUUAAUUAAAAAUAUGAAGAAAAGCUUUUGAAUUGGGAUUAUGUACAUAAAAAAAGGAAAUAAGUUAACCAUUCUCAAGUAUGUUAUGAAAGGCUUAUUGUAAAGAGAAUUCUGACCAGCCAUUUUUUAUUAAAGAUCAAAGUUGAAGGAUUUAGCUUGGUUAUAUUGAUUAUUAAAUGCUGCAGUCAUUUAAUGAAGUAACUUAAGCAAUCUUCAUAAAUGAAAAUUUUAAAUAAAAAAAUAGGGGUGCCUGGCUGGCCCACUCAGUAGAACAUGCAACUCUUGAUCUCGGAGUUGUAAAUUUGAUUCCCACUUUGGGUGUAGAGAAUACUUAAAAAUAAAAUCUUUAAAAAAAAAAAGGUUUGUUAUCCAUGCUGAAUGCCAACUUGGAUGCAGAAGUUGUCAUAAAAAGGUUUUUUAUUUUCCCAAUUCUUCUAUCUCAUAGAAUUCAGCUUUUCAUAUAUUCAAGUGACAGAUUCACUUAAAUAUAUUUCUGUUGUUUUUAAUUGUUUAAGAGAAAUCAAAGGCUGAAUUUGCUUUCCCCUUGGUUUUUGUAUUGUAUGUAUGACUCCUCUAUAAUUCUUAUAUUCUAUCUUUGUGUUAUUACUAAAUGUGUACAUAUUUCAUCUCUUCUAAUUAAAAUGUUACUCAAGUUUUUCUACUUUCAAAAUUGUAAUGAGAAUACUUUGCUCUUCUAUUAGAUUGUAAGAAAAAACAUGUCAUACCAAUCUUGAAAUUUCCUAGUAUGGCUUUUACACAGAUUUAUAAAUCACACUAAUUAGAGCAGAUUAUAAACAAACAAAAUUUAAAUGUGUGAUACUUAUUGCUGAGAGAAAUUAAAGGAGAUUUAAAUAAAUGGAUAUAUUAUGUACAUGA
This is a messenger RNA of Callorhinus ursinus (northern fur seal), 5373 nucleotides long. RefSeq names its product RAB23, member RAS oncogene family (gene RAB23). NCBI's taxonomy places the organism in Eukaryota, Metazoa, Chordata, Mammalia, Carnivora, Otariidae. The record is from RefSeq and is a predicted model, not a curated record. Gene Ontology annotation, molecular function: GTPase activity; GTP binding.